CAGCUUUUUCUUAAUUGCGCACCCCGACCUCUCUGCGCUUCCACCUCUCUCGCUUCCCACGCUUCCCAACAUCAAACCAUGCCAAAGGAGAACAGGAAGCGCGGCCGUCGCGAAGAGGCCAAGAAGCGCAAACGGGACCACGACGACCACGAUGCCGCUCCCAAGCGCCACAAGCAAACUUCCCCUCACCAUGAUCCUACCGCCGCUGCACCAGGUGACGAUGAACAACAUGUCUUCCAGGACGACGCUAUCGGGGGCGCCACUCAUCCCGGCGAAACCCCGUUUUACGGCAUGCUUGAUGAGGAGGAGCAGGAAUAUUUCAAAAAGGCCGACGAGUUGCUCGAACUGAACGAUUUCGACGGUCCGGAAGGCCGCGCCCUAUUCCUCCAAAACGUCUACAAGGAAGCCAACGGAAAGGAACUCAAAAUAGCACACAGCCAGUCGUGCUCCCGUCUCAUGGAACGUCUGAUCCUUCUCUCAAGCCCCCAGCAGCUGAAAGAUUUGUUCCAGAAAUUCACCGGAGAAUUCAUCCACCUUGUCCACCACCGAUUUGCUUCCCACUGUUGCGAAACCCUCUUCAUACGCGCUGCCCACGUCGUCACCGAAGAGCACACCAAGCCAGACCUCUUACAGACACCCCCCUCGUCCGAUCCCAAUGAAAUAUUCGUCACCAUGGAGGAUCUCUUCUUGCAUACCUUGGACGAGCUGGUGCCAUACCUGAGCUUUUAUAUGACGAACCCUUUCGCUUCCCACGUCUUGCGUCUGCUUUUGGUCGUGCUUUCUGGGGCCCCGUUGGAGAAGGAAAACCUCAAAUCCGCCCUUCACAGCAAGCGAAAGGAGAAGAUCAACGUCCCGGGCGCUGACAACACGCGUGAUUACACGUUGCCUAAGAGACAAGUCCCACAGUCAUUCCUGGACGCCUUGGAAAAAAUCAUCAAUGAUGGCGUUGCCAGCCAAGACUCCAGCUAUCUCCAUUUACUCGCCACUCACCCCACAGGGAAUCCCACUCUGCAGACACUGCUGAAACUUGAACUUACUCAGUUUGGCAAAUCGCGGGCAAGGGAUGAAAAAUCCCUGAUUCGUAGGCUGCUUCCGGAUGAUCCGAUCAAAGAAGGUACCGAGAGCGCAUCAUUCAUCAAUGGCCUCGUCUAUGACACCAUUGGCUCCCGACUGCUAGAAACUAUCAUCGAAAACGCGCCGGGAAAAUUGUUCAAGGCCAUAUAUUCCGAAUUUUUCAAGCAGCGGAUGGGCAGUCUGUCGCGCAACGAGAUUGCCAGCUAUGUUGCUGGUAAAGUCUUGGAGCGUUUGGGCAAAGAUGAUUUGGAAGAAGCCAUGCGUCAAAUUGCCGAGCAAAUACCGGGAUUGGUCGAGCGGAAUCGCACGUCCAUUAUCAAGACGCUUAUCGAGCGCUGCGUUGUUAGGGGGGUGAAUACCACGCCCAUCAAGAAUCAACUGGAAACGGCAUACAAAGGUGCCAACGGAUUCGAACUCAGCCGUAUGCUGAAGCUCGGAGAGGGACCUGCGGAUGAUGGCAAGACGAACCACAAGCACGAGCAGUCUUCUCCGGACAAGAUCCAUGGAUCGCUCCUCGCUCAAGCCAUGUUGGCCGUGCCGGGCUCAUUGAGCAAGCUCAUUUUCGAUUCGUUCUUGAAUCUGGGCGAGCAACUCACCGUCAGGGUGGCGCGAAGUCCAACAGCAUCGCGAACGUUGCAAGCGGCCUUGACAUCGCCCAAUGCUUCUCUGAUUUUCCGUCGCAAGGUCAUUCAGCAGCUGUACGGGCACAUUGGAGAGUUGGCUCUGGAUCCGGCUGGGUCCCAUGCCAUUGAUGCUGUCUGGAAAGGCACUCAAGGGCUUGCCUUUAUCCGCGAACGCGUUGCCGAAGAGCUGGCGGAAAACGAGGGCGCCUUGCGUGAGUCACAUGUUGGUCGUGCGGUCUGGCGCAACUGGCAAAUGGAUCUCUACAAACGUCGCCGAUCCGACUGGGUCCAGCAGGCACGGUAUACAGCUGGCAACGACGGAUUCCAAUCGUUCCCCGAACAAAACGACACCGCUUCUCCGUUUGUGCAGAGUCAGCGCGCCAACAGACACAUGUCGGCUAUUGAACUCGCGCGGAGAAAACAUGCCGAAGCAAAGGCAGCUAUGGCGAAAAAGGAAGCUCUGGAGAACAAGAAGGAAGCUUCGCAUUCUAGAAACGAGGGCGGUGACAGUGUUGCAGCGCACUGA
Molecule: messenger RNA, 2223 nt
Organism: Periconia digitata
Lineage: Eukaryota; Fungi; Ascomycota; Dothideomycetes; Pleosporales; Periconiaceae
Source: the annotation of a GenBank genome assembly